Myripristis murdjan (pinecone soldierfish) is the source of this 1265-nucleotide messenger RNA. Its product is annotated as protein rapunzel-like. The record is from RefSeq and is a predicted model, not a curated record. Bases 6 to 1190 code for a protein of 394 amino acids. Lineage: Eukaryota; Metazoa; Chordata; Actinopteri; Holocentriformes; Holocentridae. The transcript has 2 exons.
AGAAGAUGUCCAGUCCACUGGAGAGGGUUGUGGCCCAGAAGAAGGAGGCCAUCGAGGCAGUGAUGGAUAUGUUUGAGAGGGGGGCUGAGGUGUUGGCCAGUGCUGUGGGGGAGCUCUUCCCCCUCUGUGAGGCUGCUGCCCCUGUUCUACGACUGGCCUUAGAUAACGUUCAGAGCAAAGAGGUCUUCUACGUCAAGGAGCAGUUCCUGACUGUGAGGAACAGGCUCGAUGUGCUCUCCACCCAACUGGAGGACAUCGACAGUGAGAUCAAAAAGGGCAGACUGGAUUCCCACUAUUUUGAUGUGGAAGAGAACAUAAGGAACCAGUUCCGGAAGUACAUGGACAUCUUGGAAGCAAAACAACAGUUCCGGGAGGUGAAGACAAGGCUUUUUCUGGAGCAUUUUGCCAAAACUGGAGGAGAAAAAAACUUGUACGUGCUGUAUGAUGCUCUGAUGGGGACCAACAGCUUUGGAGAGUCUGUUUUAGAAGUGGUGGAAAGAUAUGUGGCAAGGAAUCGACGCCUUCUGGAAGACUUCUGUGUUCGGAUGAAGGAGCUCUUCUGCCUGGGCUUGAUCGCUCUGCUGGGCCACUGUGCCCUAACCCAAGGGCCAGAAGAAGAACAGGAGAAAAUCCAAGACUGGAGCAGCAAAAUUGAAGAAGUAGAGUCCAGGAUGAAGACAAUGAUCGAGUCCUGCAUAGCAGCCUUCCCAGAACAAGCAAAAUUAGACUCGCAGCGCCUCCUCCAAGAGAAGGAAAACCAGAAUCUCCAAGAUACCACCCAGGAACUUCUUGAAUUCUUGAAAAGGAAGUAUGAUUGGGUCAGCUGGUCAGUGCGGCUGAUUAACCAUUCAGGAAGCACCUAUCGGAACUGGCGAGCUGGAGAACACUUCCACCAUGUGGCCGGGCAGAACUGGUUUGAGGUUCUCCAGGUGAACAACAUUAACCUGGUGGUGUCAUACAGCAUCAAACCCCAGCCGGUGCCCCGCGACUGCAUUCAGCAGGUGAUGGAGAACCAGGCGAAGAAGGGAAACGCCCAGGCGGUGGUUGAUGUGUUGGAGAAGCAGCUCUGCGGGUUUGUCGUCCAUGCUGUCAGUCGGCACAAGGAGAGCGCAGCUGCGUGGAGCUUUCCAGAAGAUUGCCACUACUGGGAGAGACACAAGAACGUGGCAGUGUGCGUGCACUCAGAGUAAAGCUGAUAUAAACUCAACAUAUAGGAUUAUUUGGGAACAAGUAAUGCUGUAGGAAGGUGUAUUCAAGAUGACAGA